This is a messenger RNA of Mauremys mutica (yellowpond turtle), 2819 nucleotides long. RefSeq names its product carbohydrate sulfotransferase 13 (gene CHST13). Gene Ontology annotation, cellular component: membrane. The transcript has 3 exons. The coding region runs from base 148 to 1170 and encodes 340 amino acids. Gene Ontology annotation, biological process: proteoglycan biosynthetic process; carbohydrate biosynthetic process. NCBI's taxonomy places the organism in Eukaryota, Metazoa, Chordata, Testudines, Geoemydidae. Gene Ontology annotation, molecular function: sulfotransferase activity. The record is from RefSeq and is a predicted model, not a curated record.
CGGCCGCGGCGGAGAGGCGGGCGGGGCGCGGGUUCCAGCGCACCCCGGGCCGGGCCAUGCCCUGCUGCAGCCGCGGCAGCCAGAGCAGCUCGCUGCCCGCCCGCUGCCCCGAGGGGACCCCCCGCGCGGGCUUUGCCCGGCGCCAGCAUGAGGAAAAGCCGGGUGCAGCGCAUGGUCCUGGCCACUUGUCUGGGCUCUUUCCUCCUGGUCAUUUUCUACUUCCAGAGCAGCCUGAACCCAGCUGCCGAGGAGAGGAUUCUGGGGACCAGCUGGCACGGGAAGUCAGGCCGGAGUCCACUCCAGGCACUUUACGACAGUGACCAGUUCGAGCAGUCAUCACUGCAGGCCACUCACCAGCAGAGGCGGGACCUGUUGAGCAGCGUUUGCAACCGCUACACCCGCAAGCGGCGCCUCCUGACGCCUGAUGACCUGCGCCACCUGGUGGUGGAUGACGUGCAUGGGCUGCUCUACUGCUACGUGCCCAAGGUGGCCUGCACCAACUGGAAGCGAGUCAUGAUGGUUCUGACUGGACAGGGCAAGUACCGGGACCCUCUGGAAAUCCCAGCCAAUGAGGCCCAUGUCUCGUCCAACCUGCGCACCCUCUCCGAGUACAGCACUCCCGAGAUCAACCAUCGCCUGCGCAACUACCUCAAGUUCAUCUUUGUGCGGGAACCCUUCGAGCGCCUGGUCUCGGCCUACCGCAACAAGUUCACCCGCCGCUACAACACGGCCUUCCACAAGCGCUACGGCACUAAGAUCAUCCGCCGGCACCGGCAGGAGCCCAGCAACGAGGCCCUGGAGCGUGGUGAUGACGUGCGCUUCGAGGAGUUCGUCUACUACCUGCUGGACCCGCGCACGCAACACGAGGAGCCCUUCAACGAGCACUGGGAGCGGGUGCACUCGCUCUGCCACCCCUGCAUCAUUCACUACGAUGUGGUGGGCAAGUACGAGACACUGGCCGAGGACGCCAACUAUGUCCUGCAGCUGGUAGGGGCUGAUGCCAGUGUCAAGUUCCCCUCUUCCUCCAAGACCACCAGGACCACAGAUGACAUGACAGCCCAGUUUUUCGAGGACAUCAGCCCCUUCUACCAAAGGAGACUCUUUAAUUUAUACAAAAUGGAUUACUUGCUCUUCAACUACUCCAUCCCGUCAUACCUGCGCCUCCGAUGAGGGUGGUGGUAGGGGGGGCCCUAGAGAACGGGGGGCCUCACCCGUUUUUAGCUACUCAAGGCACCUCCCACCUUCCCCCCGCAUCCUCGCUGUUUGGUUAAUUCCUUUCCUCUCUGCCUCUCCAUUCUACUUCAAGCACGGGCAUCACAUGCCGACGCCCUCAUUGGGACUGACCACGUGGCGAGAGGCUGCCUUGUUGAUUAGCACAUGGAACGCUUGGGCCAAAACACCCGUAGCCCAUUCCAGUGCCUGCGGUAGAUUGUUCACGGAAGCAGGCUGCUAUUGUUUAAACGUUCCACUUUUGUGUUUCCUUUAGAUGCUAAGAGAAUUCACUGCAGAUCUGAAUCUCGGGAAGGCUGCUUAUUGGGGUAGGCUCCCUUUACGGCCUGUCCCACUAACUGGGUUGUUUGCAGCCCUGUCACAAGAGGGAUCUCAACCUUUGAUGGGCACGGGGAAGAGGACUGUCAGAAUUUUGCACAGGAUGAUGAGAAAAGCAAUAAUUUAAUGUGUAUUGUUUUCUUUGUUCUUCUCCCUUCCCCCCAAGCCACCCCCUUUCCCAUUGAUUGAGGAAGGGGGGAUGUGAGCCAUCAAUGUCUUCUUGUGAUCUAGUAUUUCUCUGUGGCAAAGCCUGUUUUUAUCGCUUCUCCGCUCAGUUGGAAUUUUAAAUACUUUGUUUUAUGUACGUGUAGAAAGAGAAGGACAGAUUCAUAACUGUAAAUCGAUGAAGCUGCAUUGAUUUCAGUGAAACUGCACUGAUUGACACCAGCAGAAGAUUUGGCCGUGUGUGUCCUGACCAAAUAUGGUAAUGAAAGGCCCCAUGACCCUUAUGUGUAAGAGUAGGUGUCGACUGCUCUUUGGGACAGGGACUGUUUUAUUUUCCCUCUGUUUGGGGUCCCAUUGUGUUAGGUGCUGUACAAUCUGGUUACCCUCUAAGGACUACCACAAUAUAAAUAUUCAAUAGUAAUAAUCCUUAUGUCUUGGCCAAAUUCCAGUUGGGCUGCUUAAAUGUGGCCUACCGAAUAUUCUUCUUCACCUCCUGCCAUAUGAUGUAGCUGUAUGCUGUUAAACAGCUGCUGCUUCUCACUCCAGAGGUGGCUGCAUUUCACUGCUGGACCAAACAAUUCCCAGGCAUAGUUUGUAUAUCAGUUUGUUUGUAAAGCACUUUGGGAGGGGAUGCACUAUAGAAAUGGGAGAUAAUUAUAGUUUUGAAAAGAUGACACAAACUUCUGGAAAGGGUGGAGGGAAGAGAGAGAGAGAGUCUGUGUUUGUCUGUAUGAGAACAAAACAUAAACAGAGUCACCUAGUGGAAAGUUGUUGGCUGGCUGGCUUUGGACAAUUCAUUACUUGAAGAAGAAAUAAGAAAACCUAGGAUUUUAAAUUCCAACCAGUCCAGAUGGAUGGAUUUGCUUAGACAAAACAGCACUUCAGUCUUUACUCUGUUAAAUUCAGCUUUGGUUCUGCAUAUAGAGCAUCUCCUCUGUAAGUAAACGUGCUGAUAGCAGAAUUACUGUACAGUGUGUCUGCUGAUUCUAUUGUGAAUACUUGACUUAGUGCAAUACAGUGGCAAGGUUUUUAUAAAACUCCAUUGUGCUCAGACUUAGUCUUUUUAAAACAAAUGUUUUCACUGAGUAUUUUUCGGCUUGUUAUUU